Daphnia pulicaria is the source of this 2830-nucleotide messenger RNA. Its product is annotated as putative tyramine receptor 2. The record is from RefSeq and is a predicted model, not a curated record. Bases 664 to 2796 code for a protein of 710 amino acids. Gene Ontology annotation, biological process: adenylate cyclase-activating adrenergic receptor signaling pathway. Gene Ontology annotation, cellular component: membrane. Gene Ontology annotation, molecular function: G protein-coupled amine receptor activity. Lineage: Eukaryota; Metazoa; Arthropoda; Branchiopoda; Diplostraca; Daphniidae. The transcript has 4 exons.
CUUCUACUCCGUUACAACAUUUCUUUUUUGAAACCCAACCAAAUUUUGAGUUUCUGAAUUGAUUUAUUUGUUUGAAAUAGUGGUAUGGAAAUGAUUAAACAUUCGGCACAUUUAUUGGUUUCUUUGGUCUAGUUUUGUCCAAGUGUUUGAGAGAACCAAGUGUCGCACGCCCGAAUAAUCAAACAAUUGCAAUUUGUAAAAAAUUUGAAAUUGGCGCCAAAAGAAAUCGAAUUUGAAUUUAAAAAAAGGGAAAAAAGUGGAUGAAAUUUGAACGGUGCGCAAUGUGUCGUCGGUGAAUUUCGCGGGAGAUUUGAGUGGAGUGAUUUGACGCGCUAAACACAGAUGUACACAUGACGGACGGAGCGAUGAUGAUGCUGGCCGUGGUGCUGAUGUUGUUGUUGAGAAGUUUGGCUCGUCAAGGACGCUCACGAGUCUGCCGACCGCCGUUAUUACUCACGACAUUUCGACAACAACUGGCCAAACUCGUCGACAACAUCUAACCCGAACACAACCCACAACAGCCGCAGCAGCUGAGCAGCUAAGCAGCAGCAACAACUUCAUUGAUAUUCAUAACGGCCAACAGGUCUGUGAUAAUACAUCCAUCCGCACUGGAAGCGAAACUCGGCCUGAUAGCUAAAUCGUCGACUCCGGCAAUCCGCAUCAAUGGAUUCAUCCGCUGGCGCCUUCAACGUCCAUCUGAUGACCCUCGGUGAUGCCCUCAACAACCGGACGUCCUACUACAGCAGCAGUUGGGCGGCCGAUGGAUCCAGCACCGCAACCACCGCCUCGACAUCCGCCGGAUCCUCAUCACCCGCAACGGCUGCUGGAUACGGUCUGCUGUCGACGAUCCUGAUCAGCGCCGCCCUUUUGUUCAUCAUCGUCGGCACCGUCGUCGGCAACAUCCUCGUCUGCGUCGCCGUCUGCCUCGUCCGUCGCUUGCGUCGUCCUUGCAAUUACCUGCUGGUGUCGCUGGCCGUGUCCGACCUGUGCGUGGCCCUGCUGGUGAUGCCCAUGGCGCUGGUCUACGAGGUGCUGGGCACUUGGCCGUUCGGCGCCAGCGCCUGCGACACUUGGGUGGCCUUCGACGUCCUGUCGUGCACGGCGUCCAUCCUCAACUUGUGCAUGAUCAGCGUCGACCGCUACUGGGCCAUCACCCGCCCGCUGGACUAUGGCGUCAAACGGACGCCGGCCCGGAUGAUUUCCUGCGUCGCCCUCGUCUGGAUCUCGUCCGCCUGCAUUUCUCUGCCGCCUUUGCUCGUCCUGGGCAACGAACACGGAACAUCCGCCGCUCCUCAUCCACCGGCCACCACCAGCAGCAGCAGCAUCCUGCCCAGCAACAACAACAACAGUCAAACGAGUCCGAUGACCAUGUCCAGCAACGGACCAUUGGCCAAUUUCAUUGAAUUGGCCACGGCUGCUGCCGGACAAGAUUACCAGUGUCAAGUGUGUCAAGAGUUUGGCUACCAGAUCUACGCCACCCUGGGCUCGUUCUACAUCCCGUUGGCCGUCAUGGCGGCCGUCUAUUACCAAAUCUUCCAGGCGGCCAAACGGAUCGUCGACGAAGAGAAAAAGGCCCAAAGUCAUUUGCUGAUGACCAGAACCAACAGCUGCGCCAAACAAAAAGCGGCGGCGGCCGUCGGUGGUUCUGGCCAGCCUCAGCAACCGGUCCAGUCAUCUCUCCUGGUCCGUCCUCUCCACCAGCCCAGUCUCUGCACCAGCGCCGCCAUGGUCGUCGUUCGUCGCCACAGCGACCAACAACUCGACGAGCUGGGCAACAACAUCGAGGCCAACAAUUCCUCAUUGCCAGCAACCAACAAUUCAGCCGGCCCAGCGCUCUCCAACAAUGACCGGAGAAGCAGUGGCAGGACAAACAACUGCAACGGCAGCAUCCGUCCAACUACCCUGCCUGACAACCACUUCAAACAACCGCAACAACAAUCACAGACGGUGGACAUUUCCCGCCACUCACUGGCCGUUUCAACUGACAACGUCAAAGGCGAAACGGCCAUUCCCGUCGCCCUCAACCACCAACUUGACCCGCUGAGUUUCCAGCAGAAACAUCCGGUGCUGGUCCAGUCAGGAUCGAGCCCGUUGCCCAUCAGCAGCAGCCGCCGGAAUCAUCGCAGUCACCGCAGUUUGACCCACCGACGGGCCAGUCGAGUCCGUUUACGAUUCGCCCUCAACAAGGAGCGCAAGGCUUCGACGACGUUGGGGAUCAUCAUGAGCGCCUUCACGUUGUGCUGGUUCCCGUUUUUCGUGCUGGCCCUGGUCCGUCCGUUCAUGAGCCACCAGACGGCCUCGUUGGUCAUCCCGCGCUGGUUGUCGUCGCUCUUCCUCUGGCUGGGCUACGCCAACAGUUUCCUCAACCCCGUCAUCUACGCCACCACCAACAAGGACUUCCGGUUGCCCUUCCGCGAGAUCCUUUGCCUCAGGUGCAAGUCCCUCAACUCGGUCAUGAGGGAGGAUUUCUACCAGUCGCAGUACGGCAACAACCAGCAGCUGGGCAACAACAACAAGGCCGGAUUGAUGGCCGCUCAAUUGAUGGCCGCCGCCGGAUCGGGUCCGGCCGCCGCCUCGUCGUCACCGUCGCUGAUGAAGGCGCACCGGAGUCGACGUCGUCGGCGUCACUCGAGCGAUUCACUUCGCGGCGAACAGCAUCGCCAGAAUUACCGCAGCAAAAGUCCGGCGUCCAAAGAUGUCGAUCCGGCGACGGCGGAUGAAGAAGACACGACCGAUUACGGACUCAUGUCCAGCAUCCACCGGGUCAGCUCCUCAUCUGCCACAGCAUUUCUCUAAAUUCAAAAGAAAUUCGACCAAAAACAAAACCCCC